UAAAUGUGAUUUGAGUGCGUUCGUGUUCACAAAUCGAUGCGGGCGCUUUAAAUUUAAAAUAAAUUAUUUAUAAUACAACAACAAAAAGUUAUAAUUAAAAGAAAAUAUAAGAAAUUUGCUUUUAUUUAAAAGAAAUUUAAAAUAUUUUACUUAAAAGUGUUGAGUUUAAUAAAAAUACAAGUUUUUUUGAAGAAAAAAAGUAAAACAGAUUAAAAACUAAAACUUGCUACCAGAGUAAUUGACCUCUCGAUAAAAACAAAGAAAAACACACUUAAUACAACAAAUCAUUUAUCACUAUAUUGUUGGGCCCAAAGGAGUAAAAGAAUAAAACAUCAAAUCACCUAGAAAAAAAAUCAUCUUAGUUAUCAUAUUUUACAACACGAACCCAGUGUGCUGCUUGCUAAAUAGAUUACUCUCAUUAAAGGAUUGUCAUAUACAUAAUAAGUGAGAGAGAGAGUAAUCGGGAGUAGUUGCUUAUUAGAGUUGCCAUACUCUUUUAAAACGCUUUUAAACCAGUUGAAAUAAAACCCAGCUUAACUACAAGUUAAACGCAAGUAAUUCAUUACAAAAUGUUUAUCGAAGAUGAUGCACAAAUGGAAAGCUUCUGGAUACAGAGCGCUAUUGGGGCCAUUAAGGCCAUUGCAUUUGUCUGUGAUAUAAUCACUUUACCGGUAUAUUUGGUUUUACAAAGACCCUGGAAACGAAGACAAGAAUCUAAACGUGUUAAGGCUUUACCCAUUAAUAAGACCACAAUUGAGGAAAGAUCAAAAUAUAACGAGGAUGAUAUAGAGGCAAAAAUUGUUAGCAAUGAUGAGACGGCUCUAACUUAUCGCACAACGGAACCACCUAGAGAGACACAUAUCAAAAUGCUGCAGGACAACAUAGAUACUCUCGAAAAGGUUUUCAAUUAUGUGGCUAAAACUCAUUCAUCGAAACGUUGCCUGGGCACUCGUCAAAUCCUCAGCGAAGAGGAUGAGCUACAGCCCAAUGGUCGUGUUUUCAAGAAAUACAAUAUGGGCGAAUACAAAUGGAAGAAUUUCAUAGAAGCUGAACGUAUGGCAGCUGCUUUUGGUCGUGGUCUGCGUGAGUGUGGUCAGGAACCCCGUAAGAAUAUUGUUAUCUUUGCCGAGACACGUGCCGAAUGGAUGAUUGCCGCUCAUGGUUGUUUCAAACAAUCCAUGUCGAUUGUUACCGUCUAUGCCACUUUGGGUGAUGAGGGUGUGGCCCAUUGUAUUAGUGAAACUGAAGUGACCACCGUCAUUACUUCUCACGAUUUGUUGCCUAAAUUUAAGGUUUUAUUGGAUAAAUGUCCCCAGGUUGAUACCAUCAUUUAUAUGGAAGAUCAAUUACAUAAAACUGAUACUACUGGCUUCAAGGAAGGUGUUAAGAUUUUGCCUUUCUCUGAGGUCGUGCGCAGUGGUCAAGAUAGUAAAUUUGAAAAUGUUCCUCCUAAGGGUGAUGAUAUUGCUAUUAUUAUGUACACUUCCGGCUCAACUGGCACACCCAAGGGUGUCUGUUUGUCACACAAAAAUUGCAUUGCCACCAUGAAAGGUUUCGUUGAUGUCGUACCCAUCUAUCCCGAUGAUGUUUUAAUUGGCUUCCUUCCCUUGGCCCAUGUCUUUGAAUUGGUGGCCGAAAGUGUUUGUCUAAUGACCGGUGUUCCCAUUGGUUAUUCUACUCCCUUGACUUUAAUCGAUACUAGUAGUAAGAUCAUGAGAGGCUGCAAAGGUGAUGCUACUGUUUUAAAACCCACUUGCAUGACCACAGUACCGCUUAUAUUGGAUCGUAUCUCUAAGGGUAUUAAUGAUAAAGUUAAUUCCGGUUCGGCCUUCAAGAAAGCUCUAUUCCAAUUUUUAUAUCAAUACAAAGUUAAAUGGUUCCAAAGAGGUUAUGAGACUCCUUUGAUUGACAAAAUGGUUUUCAAAAAGGUUGCCAAACUUAUGGGUGGUCGUGUUCGCAUAAUGAUGUCUGGUGGUGCUCCUCUCUCACCCGAUACUCACGAACAAAUUAAGACCUGUUUGUGUGUGGAUUUAAUACAAGGUUAUGGCUUAACUGAAACUACUUCCGGUGCCACUGUUAUGGACUACCGUGAUACCCAGUAUGGACGCGUUGGUGCUCCUUUAACUGUUUCCGAAAUUCGUUUAGUCAAUUGGGAAGAAGGUGGCUAUAGAAUAACCAAUAAACCUUAUCCUCAAGGUGAAGUUCUUGUUGGUGGCGAAUGUGUUUCCAUGGGCUAUUAUAAAUUGCCCUCAAAAACCGCUGAAGAAUUCUUUGAAGAGGAUGGCAAACGCUGGUUCAAAACCGGUGAUAUUGGUGAAAUGCAUCCCGAUGGCGUACUUAAAAUCAUUGAUCGUAAAAAGGAUUUGGUUAAAUUGCAAGCUGGUGAAUAUGUUUCUUUGGGCAAAGUAGAAUCAGAAUUGAAGACAUGUCCAUUGAUUGAAAACAUUUGCGUGUAUGGUGAUCCCACAAAACAAUUCACUGUUGCUUUGGUGGUGCCCAAUCAAAAGCAUUUGGAAGAAUUAGCACAUCGUCAGGGUUUGGAAAGCAAAUCAUUCGAAGACCUCUGCUCUAAUCCCGUAAUGGAAAAGGCGGUCAUUAAGGAAAUGGCCGAACAUGCUAGAAAAUGCAAAUUACAAAAAUACGAAGUCCCCGCCGCCAUAACUUUGUGCAAAGAAGUUUGGUCUCCCGAUAUGGGUUUGGUAACCGCUGCCUUUAAACUGAAACGCAAAGAUAUUCAAGAUAAAUAUCAACACGAUAUCAAUCGCAUGUAUGCCUCAUGAAAGUGACUAAAUCAUUAGUUUUAGUUUUACUAAACAAAACAACAAAAAACAAACAGCAUCUAAAUGAAAGCUAAAAAAUCUUUUUUUGAAAUAUAAAUAACAAAGAAAUUUUCAUACUUUCUUCAUUUCAUACACUUUAAUUAAAAG
Molecule: messenger RNA, 2927 nt
Organism: Lucilia cuprina (Australian sheep blowfly)
Lineage: Eukaryota; Metazoa; Arthropoda; Insecta; Diptera; Calliphoridae
Gene: Acsl
Product: long-chain-fatty-acid--CoA ligase 4
Exons: 13
Coding region: 570-2780 (736 amino acids)
Biological process (GO): neuron differentiation; long-chain fatty-acyl-CoA metabolic process; long-chain fatty acid metabolic process
Cellular component (GO): plasma membrane; endoplasmic reticulum; lipid droplet
Molecular function (GO): palmitoyl-CoA ligase activity
Source: RefSeq, a predicted model, not a curated record